AUCACUUUAUUUUUAUUGUUUACAAAAUGAAAAAAGUUAUUUGUAGCCAUCAUGCGCUGCCCUCAAGGUGGCGCGCGCGCGUUGCACACUUUCUGUCAAAUCUGAUGCUCAGACAACUUUUUGAAGCGCUUAUACCACACGAUCUGUUUGGAUAUCAUUCAUAAGUGUCAUUUAUAGUUUCAUAUUUUUUUACCUGUGUAAUUUACAAUACUCUUGCUAGCUGAGCCUACAAUAUCUCGUAUUUUAUAUCGAUCUUGACGAGAAAAUAUCUGUCAGUCAGUAGCCUACAAUCUGAAAUGGAGGAUUUUGACCCGUAUCCCCCUUUUGCGAAGAGAUCAAAGGAAGUGAAUCGUUACAGUGAGGAGACUGAAGAUACUCUCAUGAGGAGUGAAAUGCACGUGCCGAGCACUGACGACUCUUACGGACAUGAAUCUGUUCAAGCGUCACAACUGACGUUAAAUAUAGAUGUAGGUGUGCCUGCUGGACUGGUGGGCAGACACGACGCAGCGAGUGAAUGCCUGACCCACGAGAUGCUGCCGCGGCCUUCACAGCUGAUGGGCAGGAGGAGGAGAGACCAGAUAUUCAACAAACAUGCUGCAAACGUUCUGCAACAUAUAGGAGACCUGCAGACAAGACAGCGUCAUAUAAAUGAGUUGAAGGAGGACAGAUGGUGGGGUGCCACAGCCACGGAGACCAGAGUUCCACAGCAAUUCAAGGAGAUCAGGAAUGAACAGCAUCUUGGUCCUACAGCUGAUGUUAGGCUCAAUGCUGUGUUAUUUGACAUAAACGUCAAGGCUUUAACCAGACUCCCGUUAUCCCGUCACAUGAUGAUUAUUCCCGUUCGCGCUUCAGUCUGUAAGGUGAAGGUGUUCGUGUGCGUUCUUCUGUGCACCUGUGUCACUGUGACGUUCAUUCAGUGGACUCAUGUGUGGAUGCUCAGGGCGGAAAUCACUGAAAUCAAACAUCGCUUCAGGCCUCGCGAUACACGGGACUGCGCGUCGGGCUGCGCGUGCUGCGGGGUGAGCGGGUAUGACAGAUUCUCUGAGAGAAAGACACCCAAAGACAACAGAGACAAGAGAGAUGUGACCGAGCUGAAGAAACAGAGACAGAAACGAAACACAGAGCAUCACACGUUUCUCCAUCUUGUUCCAGUGUCAUCUCGGUCUUGCAAUGAGGAUGACAUCACUGUUCUGUCUUGGGCCGUUGGGCAGAGCCGAGGGAACGCACUCCAGGUAUCAGGUGACACGGUAACCGUGGUGACCGAGGGCACUUACUUUAUAUACAGUCAGGUCCUUUAUAAACACAACACUUUGGUGAUGGGUCAUGUGAUCACAAAGAAAUUCAAAGGGGCGGAGUCUAAGCUGAUGAAGUGUCUAAAGAGCACGCCCAGUAAUGUCAGCCAUCCGCCGUCUAACACGUGCUACACCGCUGGCAUUCACUUUCUGGAGUCUGGAUCCACUCUUCAGCUCGCCGUCCCUCGCAGAUCUGCAGAACUCAUCCUUACUGCUCACGCUACCUUCAUGGGCAUUCUGAACAUAUGACACACACACAUUUGAUUGAAUAAAUAUAAUAUUACUUUUCGGGACAUUUGCUACUGCAUUCCAAAUACUUCUACAAAAAUUCUAACAAUUCUCAUAUCAUUUAAAACCUGUGUUUUUAAAAUGAAAGUCAAUAGCUUUUUUGUUUUUUUAUAUUUCAAAAUAUCUUUGUGCUUUGCCGAAAAAAGAAAGUCAUACAAGUUUGCAAUGAUAAGGACAUGAGGGGAAGUACAUGAUGAAAAACAAUAGGGCCAAACUAUCCUUUAAUUCUCAAAGCAUUGCAAAAACCAUCCGAGCACUUUUAAGCGGUGCAUUGGCGACACCUAGUGGUCAAUUGAAACACUGCCGUAUUAGAAAUGGUACUUGCCGUUUGCCGUGGAUAUAAUCUGUAUAAUAUUUGUGUGUUAGCUCAAACUUCUGAAUAGAUAACAAGCAACAAACAUGGAUGAAAACACAUUGAAAAACAAUAUGGACCGUAAAAGUAUUACUAAGUAUAACCAAGAAAUACUCCAAAGUACAUUAGAGUGUGAUUCAUAAUACCAUGACAUAACCAUCUGAUACAAUGAAUGUACUGCAGUAUCAGCACAUCUCGCAUCUCUGUAAGGGUAAUUUCAUGAGAAUCUCCUUUUCAUCUUAAACAGUUUGCAUGAACUAAUACUACGUGUUAACAAUAAUACACAUGUGUGUUUAAACGUUGGACAGCACUUUUAACACAUUUACAAGUAAAUAAUACGCUGUCCAAUGCAAUGCUUUUUAAUAUACUUUAAUUGCUUUUUAUGUUAUUUAUAUAUCGAGAAGGCAUCUACCAUUUCAGCUACUUUUACAAUGUCUUAUAAAUUGAUAGACAUCUACUGUGACUCAAAUCUCUUGUUGUUUUUAUCUAGCAAGAAUACAGGCAAUUGACAAAGCUUGUUUUAAUUAGAUCUAAAAUGCAUUAAUACAAUAGUUAUCUAACAAAUAAAUGUCAAAGCCAACAG
This is a messenger RNA of Triplophysa dalaica, 2515 nucleotides long. RefSeq names its product TNF superfamily member 13 (gene tnfsf13). Gene Ontology annotation, cellular component: membrane. Gene Ontology annotation, biological process: immune response. Gene Ontology annotation, molecular function: tumor necrosis factor receptor binding; receptor ligand activity. Lineage: Eukaryota; Metazoa; Chordata; Actinopteri; Cypriniformes; Nemacheilidae. The coding region runs from base 297 to 1541 and encodes 414 amino acids. The record is from RefSeq and is a predicted model, not a curated record. The transcript has 11 exons.